Vicugna pacos (alpaca) is the source of this 1597-nucleotide messenger RNA. It is a transcript of the gene ELF5, whose product is annotated as E74 like ETS transcription factor 5. Gene Ontology annotation, molecular function: DNA-binding transcription factor activity, RNA polymerase II-specific; sequence-specific DNA binding. Gene Ontology annotation, cellular component: nucleus. NCBI's taxonomy places the organism in Eukaryota, Metazoa, Chordata, Mammalia, Artiodactyla, Camelidae. Gene Ontology annotation, biological process: cell differentiation; regulation of transcription by RNA polymerase II. The record is from RefSeq and is a predicted model, not a curated record.
CUGACACAUUUCUCCGCAGCUCCUCCAGACACUGCACCUCACCUCCCCAGAGGCUACGGGCCAUCAGAAGCCCCUGCAGCUCGCACAGACCUCAGCAAAGCCGGGCCAGCAGGCAGGUGUCUCUCUCUCUGGCAGCAUCUGUCAAAACGAGAGACUUGCCUAAACUUCAGCUGCCGCCUGGACAUUGUGGAGGUGGGAGACCCACCUGCCGGCUGCCAUCCUGGGGCCCUGCUGCGCCUGGGAGGCUGCUCGGGGCUGGGACACCCAGAGGGGUUGUCACCAGCCUGGAGGUGGCCAUGUGGUGUCCUUCUACCUGAGGAGGGGCCCGCCCAACCAGGGCCUUCUCCAAGCCAGGUGAUGACUACGUCCGAGGACCGAAGCCCAGCCCAGCCUGGUGGGACGAGCGAGCCAAGGGUGAUGUUGGACUCAGUGACACACAGCACCUUCCUGCCCAACGCAUCCUUCUGCGACCCCCUGAUGUCGUGGACUGAUCUGUUCAGCAAUGAAGAGUAUUAUCCUGCCUUUGAGCAUCAGACAGCCUGCGACUCCUACUGGACAUCUGUCCACCCUGAGUACUGGACGAAGCGCCACGUCUGGGAGUGGCUCCAGUUCUGCUGCGACCAGUACAAGCUGGAUGCCAGCUGCAUCUCCUUCUGCCACUUCAACAUCAGCGGCCUGCAGCUGUGCAGUAUGACGCAGGAGGAGUUCAUCGAGGCGGCCGGCAUCUGUGGGGAGUACCUGUACUUCAUCCUCCAGAACAUUCGCUCUCAAGGUUACUCCUUUUUCAAUGACGCUGAAGAGACCAAGGCCGCCAUCAGAGACUAUGCUGAUUCCAGCUGCUUGAAAACAAGUGGCAUCAAAAGUCAAGACUGUCACAACCAUAGUCGAACAAGCCUCCAAAGUUCUCAUCUAUGGGAAUUUGUGCGAGACCUGCUUCUAUCUCCUGAGGAAAACUGCGGCAUUCUGGAAUGGGAAGACAGGGAACAAGGUAUUUUUCGGGUGGUUAAAUCAGAAGCCCUGGCAAAGAUGUGGGGACAAAGGAAGAAAAAUGACAGGAUGACAUACGAGAAGUUGAGCAGAGCUCUGAGGUACUACUAUAAAACAGGAAUUUUGGAACGGGUCGACCGAAGAUUAGUGUACAAAUUUGGAAAAAAUGCACACGGGUGGCAAGACGACAAGCUAUGAUCUGCUCCAUCAGCAAGCUCAUUUGAUGGAUUUCUGGCUUCUAAAACAAUCAGAUUGCAACAGACGCUUGAAAGUCUUUGUCUUUUUUUUAAACCUGUAAACGUGUUGAUAAAAUUUCUCCACAUCUCAGCUGACACUUGGAUUCAGAGUUGUUGUGGUCUACUUGCGGGUGAUGGCAACAACCCUUAAGAAAUUCUUUUUUUUGGUUUUCACCCAAGGGGAGGGGGGAUGACCUUUGAUGGUACCUAGAUCAGACAUUACUUCCCGAAUCAAGAGUUGCAGAACCACAGGAGCCAGUGCCGUUGGCGCUGCUCGGAGACAAAGGAUCCGAUUCUGCCCUGAGAGACUCCUCCAGUGCUCCCGUUCCAAAGGCUCCAAAGUUUUCACAUACUUACUGUGGCAGCUCACGAAG